CAGUGUAACAGUUGAACGCGUCGAGACUACAAGUGCUUGUUUCAAUUCUCUUUACCUUGUGGAACCUAUAUACAAAACCGUUCUAAAAUGAAUAUCGCACCAGUCGGGCCGCAACCUGCUCAAUUGGUUUGUCCGUCCUGUAGUGCAACGAUAGUAACCAAGGUCACUCACAAAGCAACAACGAAAACACACAUUAUUGCACUAGUCCUGUGUCUAUUCUUAUGCUGGCCAUGUGUAUGUAUUCCGUAUUGUACGAAUACGUGUCGGAAUGCUAACCAUUAUUGUCCAAAUUGUAACUCCUACCUUGGCACUUACUCGAGCUAGAUUUAUUCAAGAACCGCCGGUCUACUCUUAAAACUAACUAAGUACACAGACUUUGGAAUAAAUAUUGCAUUGUUUAAUGAAUUAAUUCACAUUGAUAUAAAUUUAUUACGAUU
Molecule: messenger RNA, 437 nt
Organism: Achroia grisella
Lineage: Eukaryota; Metazoa; Arthropoda; Insecta; Lepidoptera; Pyralidae
Product: lipopolysaccharide-induced tumor necrosis factor-alpha factor homolog
Exons: 3
Coding region: 88-324 (78 amino acids)
Molecular function (GO): zinc ion binding
Source: RefSeq, a predicted model, not a curated record